Daldinia caldariorum is the source of this 1764-nucleotide messenger RNA. Its product is annotated as putative GMC oxidoreductase. Gene Ontology annotation, molecular function: oxidoreductase activity, acting on CH-OH group of donors; flavin adenine dinucleotide binding. The record is from RefSeq and is a predicted model, not a curated record. The coding region runs from base 1 to 1764 and encodes 587 amino acids. The transcript is spliced from 3 exons. NCBI's taxonomy places the organism in Eukaryota, Fungi, Ascomycota, Sordariomycetes, Xylariales, Hypoxylaceae.
AUGGCAGUGACGUAUGACUUCGUGAUAGUCGGCAGUAAGUUCAGCUCAUCCCUCCCACCUUACGCAUCAGGUCCUUUGAUCCGUCCGUUGACCGAUAUUGCAGGUGGCCCGGCGGGCAGCGCAGCCGCAGCAUGGCUCGCCAAGUCCGCCAAGAAACCGCAGGUACUGCUCCUCGAGGCCGGCGGCGCGAACGACGACAAGAACCUGCGCGUCGACGGGCAGCGGUGGACGACCUUCCAGAAGCAGGCCCUGAACUGGGGCUACAAGACGGCGCCCCAGGAGCACUGCAACAACCGGGAGCUCGACUACUCCCGGGGCCUGGGGCUCGGCGGCUCGAGCGCCGUCAACUUCAGCGUGUUCACCGUCGGCGCGAGCCGGGACUACGACGAGUGGGCGCGCGUCGCGGGGGAUGACGCGUUCGACUGGGCGCACAUGCAGCGGCGGUUUAAGAGCCUGGAGUCGUUCGACGGGACGGUGCCGCCGGGGAUAGGAAGCCGGUAUGCGGCGCCGAAAGCCGAGGAUCACGGAAGCUCGGGACCCCUGAAAACGGGGUAUGUGGCUGAGGCGGAGAAGGACGUAGCGCCGCUUUUCGACGCUUUCGAGAAGGCGGGAUACCCCUUGAACCCGGACCACAACUCUGGGAAUCCCAUCGGCUUCGCCCUCGGCAUCAACUCGUCUAGUAAGGGCGUUCGUUCUACGGCGACGGACCUACUUACGCCGGCUCCGGAAAAUCUCACAAUCGUCACUGAGGCACCGGUCCAGCGACUAGUAGUAGAAGGUAAUAGGAUUGUUGGAGUUGAGUUGAACGGCCAGCGCUACAUGGCUUCCAAAGAAGUUAUUCUCUCUGCAGGUUCAGUCAACAACCCGAAAAUCCUGAUGCAUUCCGGCAUUGGCCCCAGAGCCCAGCUGGAACAGUACGGGAUACCGGUAGUUAAGGAUGUCCCAGCAAUCGGCCAGGGCCUACGCGACCAUAUGUUUAUCCCCGUAGCCCAUACGCGAGCAGAAGGGACUACAGACCGAGCCUCUUUCUACGGGGACAAGAAAGCCAUGGCCGACGCAUUAGAACAGUGGAAGACGGACGGUUCCGGUCCUUGGGCAAAAUAUGCCUGUGGGCUACCUAUCGGGUGGUUUAAACUCGACAAGCUCCUCGCGUCUCAGGAGUUCCAAGACCUACCUGCUGACGAAAAGGAUUUCAUCAACGACCCGACCGUCCCGCACUACGAAGUACUCAGCCAUUUCCCCCUCCACUGGUUUGUUCCGAAUUUCCCCGACUCGGCCCUGAACUACGCGGUACUCCUAGUCUUCUUAUUCAACGCACAGAGCCGCGGGGAGGUCACGAUACAAUCAGCGGACCCGAACGUGGCGCCGCGGAUAGACCCCAAGUUUCUGGCGACGGCAUUUGAUCGACGCGCCGCCAUCGAGGCGCUACGUGAUGCGAUGCGGUUCGUGCGGUCCGAGGGUUACGCAAAGGAUAACGUGUCGGUCAUAACAGGACCAGUAAGCGAUUCGGAUGAAGACUUGCUCGAGUACUGGCGUCAAACUAUAGGAUCAAGCUGGCAUAUGACCGGAACGGUACAGAUGGGUCGUCCUGGCUCUACCGAUGCGGUUGUAGAUAAUAACUUCCGCCUCAUUGGUUUCGAGGGCCUUCGCGUCGCAGAUAUGAGCGUCGUCCCCAUUCUCGCGAGCUGCCACGUCCAGUGCGUCGCUUACCUCACAGGUAUAACGUGUGCUGAGAAACUGAUUGCCGAGUACAAUCUCUCGUAA